AGGAAGUCCUUCGGUGUUUUCAUUGCGGCUGUUUUGACAGUCAGCGGUUUGUGCGCAGCAGCUGCGCGCCCUGCCCCGGUCAUCAGCUGCUCCUUCCCCACUGAAACAGCAGACAGUCAACAUGUGAGCAGCCGGAGCUGAAGAGGAGCAAUGCUAACUGCUGUGUGGAUGCUUUUUUAAUUUGUAAAGACAGAGAACAACCUGCGGGGAUGUAAUGCAUGGAUUAUGGGUCGGAUCUGGAUCUGUUGGUGCCAAAUCCUGCUACUGCUGCGUGUUUGCGGGAGUUCUGCGCUGCGUGAAGAGGAAGACGCGUCCUGUGAUGGAGCCUUUGAUGUUUAUUUUGUUUUGGACAGAUCGGGCAGUGUGUGGGGACACUGGAAUGAGAUCUACGGGUUUGUGGAGCAGCUCACCAGCAGGUUUGUCAGCCCCAGGAUGAGGGUCUCCUACAUCGUCUUCUCGGCCCAGGCCGCCGUCAUACUUCCACUAACUGGAGACAGGUCGAAAAUAGACGAGGGUCUGAACAAGCUGAGACAAAUCAAUCCUUCUGGGGAAACCUACAUGCACGAGGGUUUAAACGCGGUGUUAGAACAAAUGAAGAUACAAACGUCUGCAUCAUCCAGCAUUAUUAUUGUGUUGACUGACGGGAAACUUGACAUUUACCCCUACGAACUCAGUGUACAGGAGGCUGAUAAAGCACGAACGUUUGGAGCCAGAGUUUUCUGUGUCGGAGUGAUGGACUUUGACCCCAAGCAGCUGGAGGAUAUCGCGGACGGCACAGAGCAGGUGUUUCCAGUCGUGUCCGGUUUUCACGCCCUCAAAGACAUUGUUAACAAGGUCCUCCAACAGUCGUGCAGUGAAGUGUUCACAAUCGAGCCGUCCAGUGUCUGUGUGAACGAGUCUUUUAACGUGGUCUUGAGGGGCACUGGUUUUAGUGGAUCCAAGAGGGUAGACAACAUCCUGUGCGUCCUUUCUGUCAAUCAAGUACUUUACAAUCAGUUGAAGUGCUGGUCAGCCUGAACAAUGGGAAAUCUUUCAUCUCUGCUCCCAUAUCUAUACACGCCACUACAUGCUCAGAUGGGACCUGGGUGCUGUGGCUGCUGUUGGCUCUGCUGCUUUUACUGGCUCUGGUUUUACUCUGGUGGUUCUGGCCCCUUUGCUGCACUGUGGUCAUCAGAGACCCGCCCCCUUCUCGCCCACCUCCUCCACCUCCAGUCAUUGAGCCAGAGGAAGAGCCUUUGCCCAAACACAAGUGGCCCACAGUGGACGCCUCCUACUAUGGAGGGAGGGGUCCUGGAGGAAUCAAACGCAUGGAG
Messenger RNA from Austrofundulus limnaeus, 1313 nucleotides. It is a transcript of the gene antxr2b, whose product is annotated as ANTXR cell adhesion molecule 2b. The record is from RefSeq and is a predicted model, not a curated record. Gene Ontology annotation, molecular function: transmembrane signaling receptor activity. Lineage: Eukaryota; Metazoa; Chordata; Actinopteri; Cyprinodontiformes; Rivulidae. Gene Ontology annotation, cellular component: plasma membrane; cell surface.